Talaromyces rugulosus is the source of this 2553-nucleotide messenger RNA. RefSeq lists its product as uncharacterized. Bases 1 to 2553 code for a protein of 850 amino acids. The record is from RefSeq and is a predicted model, not a curated record. NCBI's taxonomy places the organism in Eukaryota, Fungi, Ascomycota, Eurotiomycetes, Eurotiales, Trichocomaceae. Gene Ontology annotation, biological process: long-chain fatty acid import into peroxisome; very long-chain fatty acid catabolic process; fatty acid beta-oxidation. The transcript has a single exon. Gene Ontology annotation, molecular function: long-chain fatty acid transmembrane transporter activity; ATP binding; ATP hydrolysis activity. Gene Ontology annotation, cellular component: peroxisomal membrane.
AUGGCCGCUCAAUCGACCCUUCAGAGACCGAAUGACCCUCUCGUGGGCCUCUUCCGCCGCUACGCCCAACUACUCCGCGCCCGCGUCCAACGAUCGUCCAAAACCGGUAAACUGAUCGCGACAAUUGCUUUGCUAAUAUCCAUAAUCGCCUCCAGCUAUGGCGGCUACUCCUGGUUUCGAAGGCAGUCCACGGAGCAUGUUCAGGGCAGGCGAAUGCUACGGCGGAACUCGGGUCUUCGAGGGAAGGAUGGGUCGAGAAUCAUCUACGUUCCGUACAAAGACAACCUCACUUCCAAAGUGACCAUCCACCCAACGAAACCCACUACAUUUGAUGCGCAUCGCCGCUUGUUCCUGAAUCCUCCGCGUGCAGCUCGUCGAGGCGACGAGGAUGCGGUUUCCCAAAUACCCCCGCUGACGACCAAGCCCGGCUUGAAUCUUGCUUUCCUACACCAGUUCCUGAGCCUGAUGAGCAUCAUGAUCCCAAGGUGGCACUCCAAGGAGACUGGUCUGUUGAUGAGCCAUGGUGUUUUCCUUUUGUUGAGGACUUACCUGUCUCUGCUCGUUGCACGUUUGGACGGCGAGAUUGUUCGCGAUCUGGUUGCCGGAAAGGGACGCGCCUUCAGCUGGGGUCUGCUCAAAUGGUGCAGUAUCGGAACGCUCGCCUCUUACACAAACGCUAUGAUCCAUUUCUUCCAGUCCAAGAUAUCCAUCGCCUUCCGAACCCGCCUCACGAGGUAUAUUCAUGAUCUGUAUCUGAACGAGAAUAUGAACUAUUACAAAUUGGCCAAUCUGGAUGGUGCCGUCGGCCAGGGUGCCGAUCAGUUCAUCACCCAGGACUUGACCCUCUUCUGCGCCUCUGCAGCUGGCCUGACCUCCUCUCUGGGGAAACCUACCGUCGAUUUGAUCUUCUUCACAUACCAACUCUACCGGGGCCUAGGACCUCUCGCCUUGACUGGUAUCCUGAGUGGCUAUUUCACAACAGCCACCGUUCUGCGCAGACUCUCGCCACCGUUUGGAAAAUUGAAGGCUGUCGAGGGCAAGCGGGAGGGCGAUUUCAGAGGACUGCACUCGCGACUGUUGGCAAACGCCGAAGAAAUUGCAUUCUACGGCGGUGCAGACAUCGAAAAAGUGUUUUUGGCUAAGAGCUUUAAAGAUCUACAACGGUGGAUGAAAGGUAUCUACAGUCUCAAAAUCCGCUACAAUAUGAUGGAGGACAUGAUCCUCAAGUACGUUUGGUCAGCCUUUGGAUACCUCAUGACUUCCAUACCUAUUUUCCUUCCCGCAUGGGGCGGAGUCGUCGACACAAAAGAGCGAGGUGAUUUGUCUGAUAAUGGCGGCCGAGAGAGGGGUCGGAUGAAGGACUUUAUCACCAAUAAACGUCUGAUGUUGUCUCUCGCCGAUGCUGGAGGCCGAAUGAUGUACAGUAUCAAAGAUAUCUCAGAGCUGGCUGGCUACACAUCUCGUGUCUACACACUGGUCUCUACAUUGCACAGAGUGCAUGCUAAUGCCUAUUACCAACCGCGUGGUAGCCAUCCGGAGCUGUACUCGUUAUCGGAUGUCCAAGGAACCAUUCACAGUGGAUUUGACGGUGUGCGUCUUGAGCAUGUUCCUGUCGUUGCGCCAUCCCUUUACCCUCAAGGGGGUGACGAGCUGAUCGAAUCCCUCGCCUUUAUCGUCCACUCUGGCGACCACCUCCUCGUCUCAGGUCCCAACGGUGUCGGAAAGUCGUCUAUUUCACGCAUCGUUGCCGGACUGUGGCCCGUCUAUCGUGGAUUGGUGAGCCGACCCCGAGGCUUUGGCAUGGACGGGAUCAUGUUUUUGCCUCAACGGCCGUAUUUGAGUAUUGGCACCUUGCGUGAUCAGGUUAUCUAUCCUCACAGUGCAAUGGAAAUGCACGAAAAUGGCCGAACAGAUGCAGAACUCGGUCGAAUCCUAGAGGAAGUGCAUCUUGGGUAUCUCCCCGACCGGGAAGGUGGCUGGGACUGUCGAAAGGAGUGGAAAGACGUUUUGAGCGGUGGCGAGAAGCAACGCAUGGCAUUCGCGAGACUUUUAUACCACGAGCCGCGAUAUGCUUUCAUUGACGAAGGCACUUCGGCCGUAUCUUCCGAUGUAGAGGGCCUCUUAUAUGAACGAUCAAAGGAAAAAGGCAUCACACUGAUCACCAUUUCCACGCGUGCCUCUCUCAAGAAAUACCACACCUUCCAGCUGACCCUCGGUCUUGGAAUGUCUGGGGAAGAGUGGGAGUUUGACCGAAUCGGCACGGAGAAGGAGAAGAUGGGAGUCGAGAAAGAGCUCCAGGAGCUACGAAAGCGUCUGGACAACGUUGAAAACUGGAAGCUUCGCAGAGAGGAAAUUGAGAGCGAGUUGGCCAAGGUGUUUGUCGCUGGGGGCGAGCUUGCGCCGCCGCCAUACGAAGAAGCCUCAGAAGAGACGUCAGCAGAGGCCCCAGCAGAGGCCGCAGAAACCCCAGAAGAGACGUCAGUAGAGGCUUCAGAGGACGCCCCAGAAGACGCUUCAGUAGAGGUCCCAACGGAGGCUGCGAGCGAGUUGUGA